Molecule: messenger RNA, 1235 nt
Organism: Saccostrea echinata
Lineage: Eukaryota; Metazoa; Mollusca; Bivalvia; Ostreida; Ostreidae
Exons: 4
Coding region: 149-805 (218 amino acids)
Source: RefSeq, a predicted model, not a curated record
AAAUUUGAAGAUUCCCUUUCCGUUUGUAACAUCUCUCUCGAGACUGCUUAACACAAGUUCAUGAGGUUUGGUUGAAUUUUUAUUGGUGUGUCGUACGAUGGGAAACAGAGUGAAACAAAAUCGAUCAUAAACCAUACAGUUCUAAAUUAUGAAGACGAAGCAUCUAAGUUCUCCACUGACCCUGCAGUGGACUAUCUACUUGUCUAUACUUUGGAUAAUGAUGAGAGUGCCGAGCUGUGUGGCUUCCCUUUGUCCUAAAUGUCUUCAUAUGGAGUCAAACAGCUUUUAUGCUUCAAUCGUAAAGCUGCCCUCUAAUCCAAAAUGUGAAACAGAACAAUGGGCAGAGUUAAAUAUGUCUUGUCCUAACGAGUCUGCGGAAGACAAAAUACACAUGUGUGGAUUUAUGAGGGGGAAUUUGACAGUCAAAAUAAAUUUUAAUUUAUUGUCUCCGGAAGUGAAGGGAUCAGUUACCUACUAUGACUGUGUACUUGUGAGCAAAGACAUCACUACAGGAUGCCAGGCAAAUGUCACUGGCCCAAUGGAAAAAGCCCUGCUACAGAAGUUGGGUCCAAGUAUCCCGGAUGUUACCGUGUCGGCAUUCCAUGGCAAUUCUUGUCUUUCUUACCCUGUCACUAACAUCCGGGUAUCGCCAACAGAUGGGAGUGUGGAAGCAACGGAACCUGAUAGAGGGCAAAAUCCUGCGAGUAAGGACUUAUCAUCAGCAUCGAGUAAACUUUGUUCAACAUUCAAAAUAUUUCCAUAUUUUAUUCCUGUAAUUUAUAUACAUAAGUUGCUUAUUUUUUAAAAAGAGGAAGAAAAGAAAAAGUAAGACCAAAUAAGGUGUAGAAAAUCAAUAGUGUAUGUACAAAAUUAUGCAUAAUGUAUUUAAUAAAAUGUUAUAUUAAGUUAAAUUAUCCUUAGACAAAGCUGCUUUUUGUGUAAAAAUAAAUAUGAAUUGCCUGUCAAUUACAUGUAAUACACGAAGUCGUUAUUUGUCGCCUUUAGGUUAUCUUAAAUAUGAUUGAUAAUAUACAUGUAGUAUAAACGUUUUAAUCACACUCUAACUUUCUUGACUUUGUACCGAUAUUGAUAUUUGUUUCUUUCCAUUGAUAUUAUUUUCAACUUUGAAGAUUGCAACAAAAGGAAAUCUAUAGCACUUGUAUGGAUAAUACGCAAACCAUGUUUUCUGUUCAGUGCUUCAUGGACAAGGAAAAUAAAUCUAUCAUGAAACCAUG